Molecule: messenger RNA, 709 nt
Organism: Camellia sinensis
Lineage: Eukaryota; Viridiplantae; Streptophyta; Magnoliopsida; Ericales; Theaceae
Gene: HSFC1
Product: heat shock transcription factor C1
Biological process (GO): regulation of transcription by RNA polymerase II; cellular response to heat
Cellular component (GO): nucleus
Molecular function (GO): RNA polymerase II cis-regulatory region sequence-specific DNA binding; DNA-binding transcription factor activity
Source: RefSeq, a predicted model, not a curated record
UGCUCCCUCAAACUAGUGUCAACUGUCAAAAAGAAAAAAGAAAGGCAAAAAAACAAAACACAAAUCACAUAUCUCUCUCUCGGCUCAACCUGCUGCUCCAUUAUCACACCAGAGAGAGAAAGAAAGUAGUUUUAGAGAGAAGAGUUUAUGUGAUGGAAGCUAACAAUUUAAUCGCGCCGUUCAUCAUGAAGACUUAUGAGAUGGUCAGCGAUCCAACGACGGACCGUUUCAUCAGUUGGGGAAAAGCGAAUAACAGUUUCAUCGUCGUUGACCCGUUGGAUUUCUCUCAGCGAAUCCUCCCUGCAUAUUUCAAGCACAACAAUUUCUCCAGCUUCGUUCGCCAACUCAAUACAUAUGGAUUUAGAAAGGUGGAUCCGGAUAGAUGGGAGUUUGCGAACGAGUGGUUUUUGCGGGGUCAGAAGCAUUUGCUGAAGAACAUCUCCAGGAGGAAACACAAUAAGCAGCGCAAGUUCGAAGAAGACGACGAUGAAGAUGAGGAGAUAGUUAUGGAGAUAGCGAGGUUGAAGCAGGAACAAAAAGAUUUAGAGACAGAGCUUGAAGGCAUGAACAAGAGGCUCGAGCUUACGGAGAAGCGUCCACAACAAAUGAUGGCUUUUCUACAUAGAGUCGUCGAAGACCCCGAAAUUUUACCCCGUAUGAUGCUGGAUAAAGAGAAGAAGAGACGUUUGCUGAUAUCUUCAUCGCCAUC